CGAGACUCCACAAUGCCUGGAGUAGCGCAAAGGCAAAUAACAAAGGAAGUGCUCUGUGCUUGACGUCUUAAUGGAUGCGUUGUCUGCGCGUAGGGAUGUAUAACUAGAACUAUCUCGAAGUGGCACUUCCCACUGGUCUCCGGAGCAUAAAAAGGGUCCUGGCGUCUGGUUGUUCUCGCCUGUAUCCUUGUCUUAUACCACAUCCUCCACGUCGUAGUAGUUUGACAUGACUCGUACGGAGCGCGCCACAUACCCUCGUGCUGCGAUGAGGGACCGUUCCCUAUCCAAGUCGGGUCUGGACAAUCACAUCCGCAAGGGUGGUGGUGGUCAUCACAACUGGGGAAGGCUUGCAGAGGAAGAAUACCUCGAGGCGGCGGCAAGGGAGGAUAACGCCCAUGAAUUCUCCAAGGAGUUCGACGAGCACGGUAAGAAAGUCGAUGCCCGCAAGCUUACGAAGGAGCGGUCAAGUUCACUGUCAGAGGAAGAUAUCCAACGGGCUAAGGAAAUCAGGAAGAACGCCCUCAAGGAUGAUGAUAUUGACCUCACUACCAUUGCUCGUACUUCCUCUGCUGUUUCCACCUCUCCCCCUCGUUUCGGUGACCUCUCAUCUGUAGAGACGUCCAGCGCCGUGUCAAUUUAAUCCGUCGGAAGACGCGACUGGCUACUCUACUCUUCUGUUUGCCUUAGCCUGUCUGACAUAGCCCGCAAAGACUCUGUAUUAGUGUUGACGUUGUGACCAAGUAACCUAUCAUGUAUGCUACAAAAACGAACGAACCUUAGUAUUUGCGAUUUUUU
Pisolithus orientalis is the source of this 795-nucleotide messenger RNA. RefSeq lists its product as uncharacterized. NCBI's taxonomy places the organism in Eukaryota, Fungi, Basidiomycota, Agaricomycetes, Boletales, Pisolithaceae. Bases 227 to 640 code for a protein of 137 amino acids. The transcript is spliced from 5 exons. The record is from RefSeq and is a predicted model, not a curated record.